Messenger RNA from Caenorhabditis bovis, 972 nucleotides. The record is from the annotation of a GenBank genome assembly. Lineage: Eukaryota; Metazoa; Nematoda; Chromadorea; Rhabditida; Rhabditidae.
AUGCCAUCGAUUUUUUUUCUCUCAUCGACAGAUCCGCGAGUGAGAAUCCCAAAAGUUCUCGAAUGUGGCCACAGUUUCUGCGUCGGCUGCUUAAACCACAUUUUUGAUAGUUUGAAGUACAGUUAUGUGGGCAAUGGUGAAGUUUUCCAUCAGUUGAAUUGCCCAACAUGCAAAAAAACUAUGGCCGUUACGAAUGGAAUUUCAAGUAUUUCGAAUAAUCUGCAAUUGAUCGAGACGAUGCUCAUUUCGGAUAAUCGAAUUGUGAAGUGUCGCGAAUGCGAGAUUGACGGAAACGAGAUGACUAUCAAGAUUUGUGUGGACUGCACCAAACAAAAGCAUAAUUUUGACAUGGCCGACAUGGACGCUGAAAAAGCGGGCAGUGUGGUGGUUGAGGAGUUCGCCGUGUGCUCCACUUGCAUUCUCUGCAAUCACAAAGAUCACAUAUGGAUCGAAUUCUAUCCGAUUAAGUUGUUCUCGCAACACUGCCAGAAUCUGCUCUCGGUCGCCAAAUUCAAGGCGGAUUUCGAAGAGAAUGUGUCGGCGGUGAAAUCGAUUCUCGCCGAAUCGCCGCGACUCAUCAUCACGACCGAGAAGAAGUUGGAGGAGCUCGUUGAUCUCAUGAAGCGCAGCCGCAGCAGUCUUCAUCAGUCGAAUGCGAUGAACGCCUAUCGAAGCGAGAUGAAGGAGUUGAUCGGCUCAUUGGCGAAGCUUCGCACUUGCAUGAAUGCGUUCAAUGAAAACUGCGCGAAAAAUCUCGAUAUUAUCAAAGAUCAAAAUGAGGCAAUCGAGGCGACGUGCACUGAUGAAUUUGAAAGUAUUUCCGAGAUGAUCGAGAAGAAGAAAUCGGCCGAUUUGUUGACGCCGACAAACAUCAUGAAUCGAUUCGUGAAGAAUUUCGCUGAGAUCCUUCGAUUGUCCGCGUAUUCCGUCGUCGACACCGUUAAGACGGUCAAGAAUGGUAAAAAACAAUAA